AUGGGGGGGGGGUCUCUCUCUUCCGCUGUCGCCGUCGCAGAUCGUAAUCCGUUGCCUCCUCCUGCUGUAGAUUCUGUAGUAGGUGAGGCGGAGAUCGGUGAGCGCAAGCCCAACCAGGAAGGUAAGAAGGAGUGCAUGGGUGUGAAGCCCAUGGAAUUGGAGGACGAAUUUGCCCAUCCGAGGGACAUCGACUCGGAAUCAAGUGGCAGUGUUGCGUCGGUCCGGAGCCAAAGACUCUGGAGAAGACAUGCUCGCUCCAAAGACAGUUGCUCGGUACUUACUAGCGAGACCGACGAACCGGCCCCGAAAGCCGUUACAACAGACGGCCGUGGAAGGGGGCGUCCGCCCUCGACCGGAAAGUAUGUCGGCUUGAGAAAGGCGCAGAUGGAGCGCGAUAAACUCAAGCGAGAGGAGGCGCGCCAGAAAGCAGAGGAGGAGCUGGAGGAGCGGCUUCGAUUUGUAAAGUCGCCGAUGCCUCCAAAAGCGGCAGACUUGGACGAGGACCGCCCUAUUCUAAAAGAAGAUCUAAGGCAAUGCAGCCAGAAGGUUCGCUCCGUAUUAAGGAAGUCCGGUAAUCUGAAGAGCACUUCCCGACAACCCGAGUCUGCUGCCAUGGCGCGCCUCGAGGGCGAGGCGAGGAAGUGGCGAGAAAGAAGCGCCCGCCUGGAGGAUAGUGUAAAGCGCCUGGAAGAAGAAAACGCCACCCUCCGCCGUCGACUGGAGGACCUGGAGGCGUCCGCCGCCAAGACCUCGACAGAAGAAAUGCUGGCAAUGGUGGAGGCAAGGGUGCAGGCCAGAAUGGAGUCGCUCCUCAUGGGACCAGCACAGCGACCCCCUCUGGCCCACGAGAAAAAGUCAACCCCUGGGGACAUACAGCUCCCCGUGACGGGUGGUGUUGUAGGAGGAGCUGCCCAACUCAAUCCGACGAAAGGAAAGGGAAUGAGGAAAGGGAAGAGAGUAGCCCAAAUCCCUACUCCAAUACCUGCCCUAGUAGCCGAACCCCCUAGUGCACCGACGCAGACCAUUGCGGGACCUUCAACGGCAUCAGCAACCACGUCAGCAACGCCUACUGGUAAACAGAAGAAGAAAGCUCCUGCAAAGAAGAUGGCACCAGCUCGAAAGGGAAGGGAAACAACGAACGACUCUGAAGUCCAAGCCACUCCGGAUCCCCGACCACUGCCACCGGCCCCUGCAACCAUGGAGACACCGUGGGUUGUGGUGGCCAGCAGAAAGGCUAAAAAGCCGAUUCCCGCAGCAGCGCCUACUGCGAACCCGCAGUCACGGCAGCCAGCGCGCCGGGCAGAGCCCAAGCUGCGACCGCCACGAUCCGCGGCAGUCAUAAUCUCCUUGACACCGGCGGCAGUGGCCAAGGGUUUGUCUUAUAAGGGAGUUCUGAUGGAUGCCCAAAGUAGAGUGGACCUCACCGGCUUAGACAUCACUAGGCUGAGGCCAAAGUUUACAGCUACGGGCGCCCCGAUGUACGAGGUGCCCGGCGCCAACUCAGAAGAGAGGGCCGACUCCCUCGCCGCGAGGCUGAGGGAGUGCUUUGGUGGGUCGGAAGACGUGAAGAUAUCCCGACCCACAAAGACUGUCGAACUACGGCUGACAGAGCUGGAUUAUACUGCAACCCCAGAGUCAGUCGCAGCGGCCCUCUCUAAGGCCGGUGAGUGUCCUACAGAGGCAAUUAAGGUCGGGCAGAUUCGUCCCGACCGCUCAGGGGUGGGCACGGCGUGGGUCAAAAUGCCCAUCAAGGCGGCCCUGAAAGUUAAGGGGGCGGGCCGAAUAUUAAUCGGCUGGACCGCAGCUCGGGUGACUGUGCUCGAAACGCGGCCCAUGCGGUGCUUUCGAUGCUUGGAGCCCGGGCACGUCAGAGAGUGUUGCGACUGCUCAGUAGACCGCAGCGAACUUUGUUACCGCUGUGGUCAGACGGGUCACAAGGCCCGUGAGUGUAAAGCCGCGCCGAAUUGCGUAAUCUGCGCGGCCUCGGGCAAGCCCGCCGGGCACCGACUCGGGGGGAAGGCAUGCACCGCCUCAUCCCGCCGCAACCGGCGCCGCCCCCGCUCCCAGAGAAGAAUUGUUGCUGUCACCGCUGAGGCUCCGACCCAGCCGCAGGCAGCGAGCCCACCGCUAAGGUUGACGGAGAUGGAUGUGGAAGAAAUCGCCCAACAAUAA
This is a messenger RNA of Manduca sexta (tobacco hornworm), 2172 nucleotides long. Its product is annotated as nucleolar and coiled-body phosphoprotein 1-like. Lineage: Eukaryota; Metazoa; Arthropoda; Insecta; Lepidoptera; Sphingidae. The coding region runs from base 1 to 2172 and encodes 723 amino acids. Gene Ontology annotation, molecular function: zinc ion binding; nucleic acid binding. The record is from RefSeq and is a predicted model, not a curated record. The transcript is spliced from 2 exons.